AUGUCUCCCAACGAAAAGAUGAACAAGCCUUUUGUUCAAGUCACGGUCAUCGGAGCUGGUUUUUCGGGUUUGGCAAUGGCUUGUCAACUGAAAAAACAGCUCAAGUGCGAGGACUUGGUAAUAUAUGACCAGAUGCCGCAGCCCGGAGGAACAUGGUGGUCCAAUCAGUAUCCAGGAUGUGGAGUGGAUAUCCCCGCCGUCUUCUAUAGCCUCUCUUUUGCCCCGAAUCCUCAUUUCUCGAAAGUCUUUCCAAAACAGACUGAGAUUCUGGGUUAUUUCAACCAUGUUGCAGCCAAACACGAUGUGGCUCGUCACAUUGUAUGUCACGUUCAGUGGGAAGAGGGUUGCUGGAAUGAAGAAACCAGCACUUGGGUAGUCCGCCUGCGAGAUUUGUCAUCCGGCGUCUGCUUUGAGCAAGAGUGCAAGAUCCUUAUCUCUGCGGUAGGAGGUUUAUCCAUCCCAAAUGUGAUCAAUAUUGAGGGUGCAGAAUCAUUCCAAGGGAAUAUUGUUCAUACAGCGCAGUGGAAUCGCGACAUUUGCCUUCGUGACAAAGAUGUCGUGGUCAUUGGUAAUGGAUCGUCUGCUUCUCAACUUAUCCCAUCAGUUGCCCAUGAGACGAAAUCAAUCACUCAGUUCAUGCGAACCCCACAGCAUUACAUGCCAAGUGAGAACCAGGGGAUUGCUCCAUUGCUGAGAAAGGUCUUCCAGUACAUUCCCUCACUUUUAUGGUUAUUGCGUGCCGCCGUUUUUGCGUACCUCGAAACUUCCGGCCCCCAGUUUAAUAUUACCGGUAAAGGCGAGACUCUCCGCAAAAAGGCAUCGGAAACCAGCAGCCAAUAUAUCAAAGCUAAUUCACCAGGCAAAACGUAUCCGGCUGAUAUGAUUAUCUUGGCGACCGGGUUUGCGACAGCUCAAUUUGAUGUUAAACUCUUUGGACGGAAGGGAAUCUCGCGACAAGAUCACUGGAAUGGAUUUGGAAGCAACUUCGUUCAUUUGGUUAUUCGAGCCAUAAAAGAUGUUAUCGACGGCCGUGCCAAGUCUGUUGAGAUUAGAGACUCUAGUGAGAGGGCUUUCCACGAGAACAUCGUGAAUGCUCUGGAUAAAACAGUUUAUAGUGGUGGAUGUGGAAGUUGGUACAUUGACAAACAAACCGGAAAGAAUUGGUUUAUUUACCCCUGGGACUCCUUCACUAUGUGGUACUCUACACACAUUGAAGGAAUGGAAGAUUGGGCUUACGAGAAGGGCGAUGGCGAAGAUCCUCAGCAGUGGCCGUACGCCUACAUGAUCAGCAUACCCAAAUUUCUUUGGUUCACACGAAAUGCUGUAUCAUGGUGGCUGUUGUACAAUCAAUCGCGCGAACUUGAUGCUAUGGUGAUGGAGGUGAACAAUUCGUUUGGUGAACGAAAAGCGGCCUUCUUCAGGCUCACUGCGGGCAGUGCUGAGGCAAAUAUGAAGGACAGUGCAGGGACCAUCGACACCGUUCCGUGUCAGACUGCCAAUAAGUCGCAAAGUGUGAGAUUUCUUGAUUCGGUUUCCAAAUUCAAGAUGUACAAGGCAGAAUGGGACAAGGAUUUCUUUCUUUCUCCAUUUGAAAAAGUGGAAGGAUAUUUUACAACUACUUGCAGUGAUCCAUGCAAUCCCAUGUCGGGCACCAAGGGGCCACUGCACACCAAUACGACGCUCUAUUCGCCCGAUGGCCGACCUAAGAUUAUCAGUCGGCUGUACUCUUGGGGGGAGCCACUAGACCCACUACGCGCAGACCCGUGGCAGCUGAUGCGAUUCAUCUGCCGGUGGGGCUAUAUCGGUGCUCUUUCAAAGCCACGCAUUAUCUAUGAGGCACUUCGUGUUCGCUUUCGGGGGAACCUCACCUAUCUCCGUAAGCCAGAAGUGAAAAAUCCGAAUAUUCCAAGAGAGGAAACUGAUAUUGAGCGCUUCCUAGAACAAUUCUUCCGUCUUUUCCUCGCUCACGCUGUCGCUCACUAUCCAAAGCCUCUGAAGGUUGUAUACGAGCCAUCGAAGUCCCACUGGCUUUUGCCUGAGACGUUUCAGUCCCCUUCCUCACAGUCCGGUGUUGGAGCAGAAGUGAUCAUUCGUGUUUUAAGCCCAGCUUUCUACACUAAUAUCCUUCAAUAUGAGGAACCAUCUGCAGGCCUUAAUAAAGAGCUUAGCCCAUUCUCGUUAGCAGCAGAUCCACACUCUCAAUAUCUCUGGACUUCCGACCAUGGCCUGCUAGAUGAUAUUUGCUUAUCUAUCAGUGUGUGGCCCGGGGCCACAGUACCCGGGGCCACCUCUACCCCCAUUUCGCGACUUCACCGAAUCACACAGUCUCUGAUACUCUUUCUUCGCAAAAACCAUGCACCCACUUUCAUGGACAAAUUUGUGGAGUUCUAUCUGGAUCCAUCUCAGAAAAGAGCCUACCAGACGGCCACUGUCAGGUAUCUUCUGACGGAGAGAUACACGUUCGGUUCCGGUAGAUUGCUGGGUCUCUAUGAGCAUUCAGCAAUUAUACUUGGCAUGUGGACAGUAAUUUACAUCGGAACCCUCGUUGCUCAAUUUCCGGGGUCUGUGGUGCUAGAGAGGAUACAGAUAGUCACUGGAAUUUGUGCUGUUUUCUUUGGAGGAGCUGUUCGCAUGAGAAACGCUCUGUAG
Penicillium verhagenii is the source of this 2649-nucleotide messenger RNA. RefSeq lists its product as uncharacterized. Bases 1 to 2649 code for a protein of 882 amino acids. Lineage: Eukaryota; Fungi; Ascomycota; Eurotiomycetes; Eurotiales; Aspergillaceae. The record is from RefSeq and is a predicted model, not a curated record. The transcript has 10 exons.